AUGGACGUGAUCAAGUGGAAAUCCCAGGAAGCCUUCAACCAGACCCCAUCCAGCUCCCUCCUGCGUGACCCUGUGGAGGGGAGGAACAGCACCAACUGUACCAGGGCCCUGAGGCUGCCGGAUGCGACCAGUGCCGCCUGGUACAUCCUCACCAUCAUCGGCAUCUAUGGUGUGAUCUUCAUCUUCCAGCUGGCCAGCAACAUCCUCAGAAAGAAUGAGAGGUCCUUGGAGGACAUUUAUUAUUCCAACUUAACUUCUGAACUCAAAUGGGAAAGGUUUCAGAGCAAGGUAGCUGAGUGCUCACUGAUCAUCAGCAAUACAGCAGCCCUCCAGCCUCAUCAAGAUGGCCUGGACCCAAGAGGGGAAGAAGACAGGCUCCACAUGGGAACCCAGGGGGUCCCUUGA
Molecule: messenger RNA, 405 nt
Organism: Onychomys torridus (southern grasshopper mouse)
Lineage: Eukaryota; Metazoa; Chordata; Mammalia; Rodentia; Cricetidae
Gene: Smim34
Product: small integral membrane protein 34A
Exons: 2
Coding region: 1-405 (134 amino acids)
Source: RefSeq, a predicted model, not a curated record